This is a messenger RNA of Carassius auratus (goldfish), 4317 nucleotides long. RefSeq names its product corin, serine peptidase (gene corin). Gene Ontology annotation, molecular function: serine-type endopeptidase activity; protein binding. Bases 99 to 3047 code for a protein of 982 amino acids. The transcript has 20 exons. Lineage: Eukaryota; Metazoa; Chordata; Actinopteri; Cypriniformes; Cyprinidae. Gene Ontology annotation, biological process: proteolysis. The record is from RefSeq and is a predicted model, not a curated record. Gene Ontology annotation, cellular component: membrane.
UAUCGACUCUGGUUUUCCGUCUUUGUCCAGGUUUAUUUGGGAAUGGCCUCCUGGAUGCUGGAUCUUCUUUGCCCUCUAACAGCACUGACCCCGGGCCGAUGAUGUCCGACAACGGGACGAUGGCUCCGCAGUCCGGCACGCAGCAGGUCCUGACUAACACCCCUCCACAGUGGGACUCGGCACACUGGAUGCCUCGUGCAGACACCUCUUCGUCCUCAUCCUCAUCCUCGUCUCCAUCGGUGGACCCCACUGCUGCGGCCGCUGUGGACCGGUGGACGUCUGUCUCCACGGUGACCAGCAUCAGCGCAGACGCUGGGUUAUGCUUUGACAUCACGGAGAUUCAGUGUAACAUGCUGCCGUACAACCAGAGCGGAGUGUUGCCAGGGACAACGGUCGUCAAGAGCAGCGAGCUGCAGAUGUUCCUGAAGUUCUUCAGUUACCUGAAUCAACUGUCCUGCUAUAGACACAUCAUGCUGUUCGGAUGCUCCAUCGCACUCCCACAAUGCAUCAGCCACAGAGACCGCAGGAAUCUGGUUCUGCCCUGUCAGUCGUUCUGCGAAGCGGCUCGUGAGGGCUGUGAGCCUGUGCUGCAGAUGUUUAACGCAUCCUGGCCGGAGUUCCUGCGCUGCUCUCAGUUCACCAACAACACGGGAACGAAUGCCGAAAACACGCCGCUCUGCUACACGCCGCGACACGCCAAAGGAAAGCUCUCUGCGUGUGGAAGAAGCGAUCACUUCCUGUGUGCGACCGGAAUAUGCAUCCCCCUGAAACUAGUGUGCAAUGGAUACAACGACUGCGACGACUGGAGCGACGAGGCCGAUUGCACUUGUGUGGAUGGUCAGUAUUUGUGUACUACCGGUCGCUGUAUCAGUCCUGAUCUUCGGUGCGACGGCUACGAUGACUGUGGUGAUCUGAGCGAUGAGCAAAACUGUGUGUGUGACCCGACUGAAGAGCAUCGCUGUGGAGAAGGACGCUGUAUUCCUCGAGACUGGCUCUGUGAUGGAGAUCACGACUGUCUGGACAAAAGUGAUGAGCUGAACUGCUCGUGUAAGUCCCAGGGUUUAGUGGAGUGCAGGAACAAGCAGUGUAUUCCCAGCGCCUUCCGCUGUGAUGGUGAAGAUGACUGUAAAGAUGGCAGCGAUGAAGAGAACUGCACACAACAACAGACUCAGGGUUUGUGUCCUCCUGGUCAGUCCAGUUGUACUUCAACCUCCUGCUCCUCUGGUUGUCAUGGAAACACGUCAUGUGACCUGCGCAAUGCUGGCAACAACUGCAGUGGCUGUGAGCCCAUCUCUCUGGAGAUCUGCAUGAAUCUGCACUAUAACUCCACCAGAUUCCCCAACUAUCUGGGUCAUCACUCUCAGAAGGAGACGUCCAUGAGCUGGGAGUCCUCGCUCUUUCCUGUGCUCGUUCAGACUAACUGCUAUAAAUAUCUGAUGUUCUUUGCGUGUACGGUGCUUGUGCCGAUGUGUGACCCUGUAACGCAGCAGAGAGUGCCGCCCUGCAGGUCUUUGUGUAGGAAUUCAAAGGAGCGAUGUGAAUCAGUGCUAAGAAUUGUGGGAUUACAGUGGCCUGAGGAUACAAACUGCACUCAGUUUCCAGAAGAAGGUCAAGAAAAUAGUUCCUGUUUGCUUCCUGACCCAGAAGUGAAUGAGUGCUCACCCAGUCACUUUAAGUGCCGCUCGGGGAGAUGCGUCCUCUCUUCCAAACGCUGUGAUGGACACACAGACUGUGACGACGACAGUGACGAGGAAACAUGCGGGUGUGUGGAGCGGGGCUUAUGGGAAUGUCCUGGAGACAAAACCUGCAUCCGUCACAACAUGAUCUGUGACGGCUUUCCUGACUGCAGCCAGCAGGAGGACGAGAAGAACUGCUCUGCGUGCAGCAGUCAUGAGAUGGAGUGUAAUAAUCAUCAGUGUGUUCACCGAUCGCUGUGGUGUGACGGCAGGAGACACUGCUCUGACAGCUCAGACGAGUGGAACUGUGUGUCUCUGUCUGACGAGGGUUUGGUAACGGUGCAUAAGGCUGGGAUGGAGUAUCGGGUUUGUGCGGAUGCAUGGAGUUCAAACCUCAGCAGCGUCGCGUGUACACAGAUGGGUUUAGGAUCUCCUCUCUCUGCAGACGCGGUGCUGGAUGUGUCCUCUGCUGUGGGACGGAGACGCUGGCUGCAUGUCGACCCAGACUGGAAUCCACAGAACAUGUUUCCUCUACAAGGCCUGCUGGGAAAGCGAGGGCAGAGCUGUACAUCAUCCAAGAAGAUCUCUCUGAAGUGCACAAGAGACAAAUGUGGCCGUCGGCCUGCUGCCCGGAUGGUGAAGAGGAUUCUGGGAGGCAGAACGAGUCGCCCGGGCCGGUGGCCAUGGCAGUGCUCUCUACAGAGUGAGCCCAGUGGACACAUCUGCGGCUGUGUGCUCAUCGGGAACAAGUGGGCACUGACUGUAGCACACUGCUUUGAGGGGCGUGAGAGUACAGACGUGUGGAAAGUGGUUCUUGGCAUCAAUAAUCUGGAUCAUCCGUCUCCAUACAUGCAGUCGCGGCAUGUCAAAAGCAUCAUCGUCCACUCGCGCUACAACCGGGCCGUGGUGGACUACGACAUCAGCAUGCUGGAGCUGGAGUCAGAGGUGGAGGUGACCAGUUACGUGCGUCCCGUGUGUCUGCCCGGCCGCGGACAGCUGCCCAAAGCUGACCAGUACUGCCACAUCACGGGCUGGGGACACGUGGGGAACAGAAUGCCGUUCAAGCUCCAGGAGGGAGAGGUGCGGAUCAUCUCGGUCUCUCAGUGUCAGACUUACUUCGACAUGAAGACCAUCACGUCACGCAUGCUUUGUGCCGGAUACGAGGCGGGAACCAUCGACUCUUGCAUGGGUGACAGCGGUGGUCCUCUGGUCUGCGAGGAGGACGACGGCCGCUGGUCUCUGUACGGUUUGACCUCCUGGGGGUCUGUGUGUUUCUCUAAGGUCCUGGGCCCCGGCGUCUACGCCAAUGUGACACACUUCACCGAGUGGAUCGAGAGACAGAUUUACCUGCGCACGUUUAACCUGCUGUAGGUGAACACACACACACUCAUAAACACACACACACACACUCAUAAACACACACACACACACACACACACACUCACACAGCUGGAGAUGAACUGCGCUUCACUGCACUGAACAAGGAGAACAAGACUACACUGAUCAUUCCGAGAAGAGAGUGUGUGUGUGUGUGUGUGUGUGUGUGUGUGUGAGAGAGUUGUUUUGGACUGUAUGACAAGCCUCCAUCAUGGCAGUAGUGUGUCUAUCCGUCCAGAGAGCGAUGUGUUUCCUACACCAGAUGUGUUCAUUAUCAGGCAGCUGCUGUAAACAUGAGGACAGUGACACUACGCUGUUCAACACCACUCUCUUCAGACUGCUGCUUCGCCAGGACAGUAGUUGAGCUGAACCAGAGCCCACGCUGAUGCCAGAUAAAGCCCUUCUCCACUCAAGCUGUGUUAGAUAUUGUGUCCUGAUCCUUUCAGAGCUUCUGUAGCGUCAAGCGUCUGUGAUCACAAACUUCAGAGAAUCACACUAUCAUCUGCUCACUCAUAAACACCACAGAGUGAAACAGACACGUGUGUGUGUGUGUGUGUGUGUGUGUGUGUGUCCAGCUUCCUGCAGCUGAAGCACAUCAGCAAAACAACAGCGAUCAUCAGGAGAUGUUCACUUACACUGUUUUGAAACUACACUGAUUUCUGGGUUACUACAUUUAUAAACAGCUAACUAAAAUAAGAAAGUCUAUGUUGAAAGUUCUUCUAACCGUGACACGAGGAGGGAAUCAGAUUUACUCUGAUAUCUGAGCUGUAAUCUGUCUCUGUAGACGCUGUUCUUCAGGGCUGUAGUGUGUAGAUCGUGCUGCAGGUGUGUGUCUCUGAAACACACUUCACUAUUUCACUAUUUCACUCUGGGUCAAAGGGCUCCUGCUGCUCACUUUCCUCUCUGUGUUCUCUCUGCUGCUAUUGGCUGGUUCUGUAAAUGGGCGGGACCUUCGAAGCCAAUGAUGUUCUCUGAUGUUUGUGUUGUUGAUGCAUUCUGGGAUUCUUUCAGACGGAUGCUGUGCUUCUCUUGUGUGUUAAACGUGUUUGUGUUUUACUAUUAUCUCGCUUCGUAUGACUGUGUCACAAGCUUCUGUCUUCAGUGCAACAUUCCGUCUGUUUUCAUUUUUUAAAGAAUAUUUUUCUACUGAUUUUGUGCACAUAAAGCAGUAAAUCUUAACUCUGAUGUACUAUGUUUUUAAUUCUCUGUAAAUACAGUUCACAUUUGUGUAAAAAUGUGCAUUAAAAAUUUCUAUCCAUGUUAA